AUGGCUUCUUCAGCGGCACCAACAGAUCUUUGCGCCUUACCAGCGGGAGUCUCACCAGAUGGCGUAUACAAUUUCAUCAGCCCGCCAUCGCUCUUCCCAGCUCUUCUGGUCAUCAGUGUAGUUUUGGGUGCCUUCUCGACGAUCUUUGUGUUGGGGCGCCUUUGCGUCAAUCGGAAAAAGUUAAGGAUCGCAGAUUAUAUGACAUUUAUUGGUUGUUUAAUCAAUAUUACGUAUACGGGCCUUGUACUUGCUCGGCCAGAUUCCUACCGCCAUAUAUGGGACACUCCGGUCUGUGAUUUCAACGGCGAGUCGCUCAAGAUCCUGUUUGUCCAGACCAUGUUCUUCGGCCCGGUAUUCUUCUUCACCAAGGCUGCCAUCCUGCUCUUGUACAGCCAGCUCUUCGCGAUAGAGAUGCGCUUCAAGCUCGCUAUAAACCUUAGUAUCCUCGUCACGCUGCUCCUGUAUCUGUCAGAGUUCCCGCUGGCAGCCAUCUACGCAGCUCCGAGGCCAGGCCACUCAUGGAAUUCGUUGCUGGAAAACUUGAAGGCCAAUGCACCGCGGCUUGCCCUCGGUGGAGCUGUGCAGAGUGCUAUUUCAACCGCGCUGGAUAUUUAUAUCUUCAUUCUGCCUCUGCCGAUUCUCCUGAAGCUCCAAAUGAUGCCUAGACAACGCUUGCAACUUCUCGGCAUCUUUUCUACGGCUCUUCUCGGAGUUGGCGCUAGCAUAGCGUCACUUAUCAUCAAGAUCAGACUGAUGUCGUCGGCGGACUCUAGUUGGCUAGGUGCUCAAGCCACCAUGUGCACAAUCAUCGAAACUAAUAUAGCGCUUAUCGUUGGUUGUAUGCCCUCCUUUGCCCAAUUCGUGACCGUCUACGUGCGCGGCUCUACGUUCAUAAAGUCUCUACGGUCCCGGCUGCUGAGCGGAAGUGGCCGCACGCGCAACGCCUCGGCGCCCUCGAAGGACGUGAUCACCUUCGGCUCAAACCAGCCGCCCAGACGGAAUAACUACUACGAGCUGACGGAUACUAUGUUGCUCGAGACGCAGACGACGAUACGGGAUGACACGUCAGAAAUGGACCACCACUCCAAAUCGAGCAGUACUCAGAGUCGGGUAGAGCAAGCUGUAUGAUACAACAUUGAACUAGCUAAAAACAGUACGUCCUGAAUAAAUAAGCACGAAAGUGAACGGACAAAACUUCCUUUUCGAUUGAUGCAGGGAACUCCUUGGAGCUAUCUCAUCUCAUUCGAGGCUCGUGUAAGAAAACGGGGAAUCCUGCAAUCUACUCCAAUCCCGGCGCUUUGGGAUCCACAACCGGUUGUACCCGACUAUCUGCCUGCAUCUAUAAAAAGAAGCAUGGCGCCGUGGAAGAUCUGGUACGAAAAGGGUCU
This is a messenger RNA of Talaromyces stipitatus ATCC 10500, 1388 nucleotides long. RefSeq lists its product as uncharacterized. Lineage: Eukaryota; Fungi; Ascomycota; Eurotiomycetes; Eurotiales; Trichocomaceae. The record is from RefSeq and is a predicted model, not a curated record. Bases 1 to 1128 code for a protein of 375 amino acids. The transcript is spliced from 5 exons.